UCACCGUCAGGUCUCGUUGUUCAAUUGAGAAAGAGCGAGAGCGAAAGGGAGAGACAGAGCAAACCCUCGUACUCGCCGGCGAUGUUCAAGCUCGGCCGUGGCGGUGCCGGCGCCGGCGGCUCCGGGAGGGGUAGCGGCGGGAAGCGGGCGUUGCCCCCGCCACCCCCUCCUCGACCCGGCGCUCGCCUUCCUGCAGCUAGAGGCGCGGGGCGCGGCGGUCGCCAGGGCCCUGGAGGUGGAGGCGGUGAGCCCCCCUCUCGAGAGGAAUCCUUCAGCCUUGUUCCUGGACCUUCACUCAAUUUCGCUGCUAUUAUCCGGCUCACCCCUGACAUCGUGAACGAGAUCAGGCGCGCUGAGGCCCAGGGCGGCGCCGCGAGGAUCAAGUUUGAUUCCAAUCCGAACAAUCAUUCUGGAAACGUUAUUGAUAUCAGUGGUAAGGAAUUUAGGUUUACAUGGUCAAGAGAACUUGGUGACCUUUGUGACAUUUAUGAGGAACGGCAAAGCGGAGAGGAUGGGCAUGGAUUGCUUGUUGAGCGUGGCGCUGCAUGGCGCAAACUAAAUGUGCAGCGGAUCCUUGACGAAUCUACCAAAAACCAUGUCAAAAUGCUAUCUGAGGAGGCUGAACGGCAAUCCAAAUCUCGGAAAUCAAUUGUCUUAGAUCCUGCAAAUCCAUCUGUAAAGAACCAGGCCAAAACAAUGGCUGCUGCUGCAGUUGAAGGUAGUAUGAGAAGAAUGAGUUGGAAGCAUAAAAAAGAUACUUUCUUUAAGAAGCACAAAAGUGAGCAGAACCCAGGCCCAAGUGUGGUCUCAUCAAAAACUUUUCCAAAAGGAGGAAUAUCUUCGAAUAAUACAACUAAGGCUAUGCCUGCAGUAUCACCUCAGCUCUCUCCUCCUGAGCAGCCUGGACCUGGCACAUCAUCCUCUCCAAUUGUAGCUGCUAAUUAUACAAAAGAGGAUCUAAAUAUCGAGGAAAUAUUUGCUCCAUUGACCGGAGGCAAGGAAGACACUGGCAACUUUGGCAAAGAAAUGUCUUGCAAUGUGAAUGACAGGGGCAUUGCUGGUCAACAUAGGGAUUUAAGGAGCCUUUUGAUAUCUAGACUAUUAGAAAAUCCAAAGGGGAUGAAUUUAAAGUCAUUAGAAAAAGCAGUUGGAGGAAUGAUUCCAAAUGCUGAGAAGAAGAUUGAGAGUAUAUUAAAGAAUAUUGCAAUUUUCCAGGCACCCGGUAGAUACAUUCUGAAGCCAGGAGUGGAAGUAGAGAAUCACAGAAAACAAGGCUCUGAAAGUGGAAGCUCUCCAGAAAGUGCACAUGAUCACACCGGAGCUGCAGAGUCAUUCUUUAUGGAGAAAGGCUCCCGGGAAAAUAUUGAGCAGGAAACUAAACUCAAUUCAAAAUUAGAGGAAGAAUCAGAUCCUUUUACAGUAAUUGACAUGAAUCCGAGUGGUCCAGAUCCUUUUAGUGGUAAAGAUAAGACUGGUAAUGAAAGUGAGGCAAGGGCAAACUCAUCAAGUGAAAGUGGAAGUGAUAGUGACAGUGACAGUGAUAGCAGUGAUAGUGAAAGCGACAGUGGGAGUCAAAGCCACAGUCCAGCUGGAAGUGCAAGCGCAAGCAGCAGCAACAGUGAGAGUGAUAAUUCCUCCAGCAGCAAGGAGGGAUCUGAUGUGGAUGUAGAUAUCAUGACAAGUGAUGAUGAGAAAGAGGAUGGUGAGCAUAAAGCUGAGGCACCCAAUGCAAAGCUAUCUUCCUCACCUGGGGAAUGGCAACAAAAUGAUGGUCUACCAGCACAAAAUGGUAAUGUUGAUGGACAUCGAGAUGAGCAUUUUACUUCAUCACCGCUAGAUUUGAAUGAUCUUGAUGUAGGUGAUGAGAGAGAUGUUGAUAUUAUUGAGUCUCCUAUUAAUAAUGGCCCUAAGGCUUCUGAAAAUUUCAGGACUGAAAUUGCUAAGAAUGCUGAUUUGGAGACGUAUCCUAUGAACUCAAGGUAUUCUGCAGAGGUAUUAGCAUUUUCACCAGAUAAACACAAGAAAACAGAGAGGCUGCUGCCCUAUGCAAGAAAUUCAACUGAUGAUCCGAAUCAGCAAACUUUUGAUCAAAGUGUCACAGGAACACAAACCAUCUUUAGUGAAAAAUCUGGGCCUGACAAAAUGGGUGUUAAAGAAAAAAAUUCCAAAGCCAAAUCUAGGAAGACUUCUGAUAGAGAGGAAUUUCAAGAGAAGCCAGAAAUUUCUAAGAGGUCAAAGUCGACAAGCUCAGCUAAAACCUUAUAUUUGGGAAAAAGUAAGGAUUCAGCCAAUUCAGAGGACUUGCAAAAUAUAACUCCUGAAAAAUCUAGGCCUGGCCAAUACAAGGAUCAUAUUCUUCAAGCUGAUAAUAAUGUGAGGAUGAAUGCUAAUGCUGAAGCCAUUACGCAAGAUUACAGUCUUUCAGUGCCUGGAAAAUUUAAAGCAUCUAGAAACAUUGGCAGGAAACAACCUGGUCCAGAUUUUCAGAACACACCUAUUUAUGAAGGUGAUCAGCCAGGGCAAAGAAUCAGUGAUUUUGGCAGGAAGAGGAAGGCCUCAAACAAUGUAGAUAAGUCUACUAGAUGUGUAGAAAAUUCAGGGAGAGGCAACAAACCUGCAGAAACAUUAUCUGUUCAUCCUGAUGAAUCUGAUGCGUCCACCAUGAAAAAUAUUCCUUUACAUGAAAAUGUUCCAAUGACAAGAAAUAAACUGCAUAAAGAUUUGCGAGAUGAAAAUGGUGAUUCUAGUGAGCGAUAUUUAACCAAAAAUAUGAGAGAAAGCAUUGCUGGAGAAAAACUGUCAUCCACCCCUGACUCCUACAGCAGAAAAUCAGGUGAACUGAAGGACAGUGGACAGGUUCCACAAUUUCGCAGAUCUGACAUGUUAAAUCCACCAGUUGUUGAUCGGAAAGGAAAUACACUCAGGAGAGAGCUUUCAGACCUGGAAUUGGGUGAAUUUCGUGAACCUCCUGCCACUGAGGAAAAUGUGGGGGUUAAGAGACUGUUUGAGAGAAAAGAUUCUUUCAAGUCAUCGGAUAAUAAGGUUGCUAUUCCUAAUAACUUGGAGCAAGAUAUGAACAAAGCAAGAGCCAUGACAAAUUCUACCAUUGACUCCAAAAGGCAGUCACCGUCCAUCAUGAGAGGUGGGAGUAAUGGGAAGCAGGAUGGUUUUGACCGGAGGAUAGAAGACAACCUUGUAACUUCUUCUCGGCCUCAGCAAAGAGUAAUGGUGUCUCAGGGUCAGCCAUUUUUAAAAGAUCCAGUUGAUUCUGAAGUGGUAUCUCAUUUGGAUAAAUCAACAGAAAUUGUUGGUAAAACUGAGAAAAAAACAAAUGAAGGUAUUGGUCUUGAAAGUCAUGCUCCAAGGAACGAUCAUAAACGUGGUGGGCCAACAGGAUCUAAGACUAUUAAAGAAUCUAAAUCACAAAAAAUAAAUUCACUGAGGGAUUCUGCUUGCCAAGGGAACAAUACUGCAUGGGUGGAGAGCAAUGCUAAUGAUAGGGGGAGAAGAGAAUCAUCUUCUGAUGAGGAUAGUUUCUUUUACACAAAGUAUGAUAAAGAUGAACCUGAACUCAAACCUCCAAUUAAAGAUUACUUACAGUACAAGGAAUACGUUCAAGAAUAUCGUGAGAAAUAUGGCCACUACUGCUCCUUGAACAAAAAUCUUGAGAAUUUUCGGAAUGAUUUUCUUGGAUUGGGCCAGGAACUUGAUCACGCCCAAGGACGAGAUUUGGAAGAAUACUAUGAUAUUUUAGAGCACUUGAGAAAAUUGUAUCGGCAACAUGGAGAGAAACACAAACAAAUGAAAAAGGUGUUUAUCUUGCUGCAUGAAGAAGUGAAGCACCUCAAACAGAGAAUCAAAGACUUUGCUGAAACAUAUUCACAGGAAUAACAGAAACAGACUGCAUUAACAGUGCUUGAUACCUUGAUCGGUUAAUGUCUUUUAAGAUUAAAACACCGCGGAUGGGUUCACAUGGAAGGUUGUAAACUUGAUGGUUGUACAGAGUGAAACAACUUUCUAAUCUGAGGUUUGAGCUUGAAGCAGGAGUUGUGAAACAGAGGCAAGAAAUCAUUGUCUGCUUGACGUCGAGUCACGGAUUAGUCACUAAUGUAUACUACAGAUCAGGGCACAAACAAUCUGCUCAUUCUUGAAGUCAAAUCUGGAGAAUGCCGGGAAAAACAGAUGAUCGAUACGCUCAAUUAUCCAGCAGUUUUGUGUGUACAUGCGGAGUUUCUUGAGAAAUUGUCGAGGGAACCGACAGAAUCUAAGGAAUUGUACAAUGUAGGCUGUUUAUCGUCACCGGAGCAUCACAAAAUUAGUUCUCUGUUUUUCGUUGAAAAAUAUGAAAGGUUUGUGCCUGCAGGUAAGAGAAGGUUUUGUGUUCUCUGAAGAGAUUUUCUAGUCCUGGGGCUGGAAGUUGCUGUAAAUUAAAAAAAGAAAAAGAAAUUCAUGCUGCUCUUUUUAGAGAAAACUACAUGUUUUUUU
Dioscorea cayenensis subsp. rotundata (Guinea yam) is the source of this 4485-nucleotide messenger RNA. Its product is annotated as dentin sialophosphoprotein. The record is from RefSeq and is a predicted model, not a curated record. Lineage: Eukaryota; Viridiplantae; Streptophyta; Magnoliopsida; Dioscoreales; Dioscoreaceae. The transcript is spliced from 13 exons. Bases 82 to 3891 code for a protein of 1269 amino acids.